Molecule: messenger RNA, 2303 nt
Organism: Saccostrea cuccullata (small rock oyster)
Lineage: Eukaryota; Metazoa; Mollusca; Bivalvia; Ostreida; Ostreidae
Product: ufm1-specific protease 2-like
Exons: 14
Coding region: 58-1848 (596 amino acids)
Source: RefSeq, a predicted model, not a curated record
UGGAGUUAUUUGUCGUACAAAUUAAUCUAUGAAAUCUGUGAAAGUGAAAGUACAGACAUGGCAUCUGUACAUAUCAACAGUUCUGUAAUAAAGACUUUAUCUGACAACAGUAAAGAGAUUGUUCCUUUCUUUGGUGUGUUGCUGGGUCAAGAAACUAAGGAUGGUUGGCAUGUAACAGGAUGCUGCCACCUUAAGGAUUCCAGUCCUUCACAGUUCUCAGUUGUAAAGGAAUCUGUCUCACAGUAUCUGUCUGGGGGAUUGCAGAUAUGUGGAAUAUUUCUGGAAAAUACUUCUCUAAAAGUUGAAGAUAUUGCUAGUCAAGUGAGAAAAUAUCCUUUCAAACACCAGAAUGGGCUAGUCAUAUGUGUUAAACAAAAAAACAACAGCAAUUUGUCAGAAGAAAAUAUAUUCUUGUCAUCUGAUGAAAACGUUGUACAGAAACCUACUGUCAUUAUCGAAAAAGAUGACCCUCCUUUUGUCAAAGUCAGACUUAAAUGUUCAUUCACACUCUCAGUAAAGAUUGAUAGUCAAAAAGGUGCCCUGAAGAAUGAGUUGUUAUCUGUGAUAGAGAAUUUGUGCAAUACUGUAUCAUCAGCAUCCACGGUAUACAGAGUGCAGAACACUGCUGUGAUUUUCAGCAGUACACAAGUAGUAGGGUUACCAAUGGAGGCCGAGUGCUCCAGUUUACUUCAGCUAUCCACAGCAGACCAAGAUGAAUUUGUAAAAGGAAAGCAAAAACAUUCCAAAUCGCAAUUAGAGGAAACUUUACUGUGUGAUUUGCUACAGAAUGUAACUGUUACCGAGGAGACUUGUGAUGUACCCCUUUGUGCCCCAAUUAUUCAACACAGCUUAGAGAAAUUCAGGGCUGUGACCUUGACAUUUCCUGUUGACAUAUGCUGUCAGGUGACCCCAAAUACCCUGGUGACGACCUUGGGAGAAUAUUUGACUACAGCACUUUGUAAUCAGAUCAAAGCAAUGCAAGACUGUCUCUUGAAGAACAUUGAGGGUGAGAGUCUACCAAAAGUGCAACCAUUUCAUUUCCAACCUUGGGAAUCCUCAGCAAUUAUAACAGUGAUCUACCCUGAAGACAAAUCAGAGGAAAAGUUAGAAAGCAGGCGUCAAGAAUUACAUUCUCUGUUUUGUUUGCCUGCUUCAAGACCAGUGUUCAGGAGAGGAAACGUUUACCUUUUCCCAGAGGACAUUUCACAAUAUGGAUAUCUUAUUAACCCUCAUCAAUACAUCACCACUCAACCAAUGAAGGGUGGGCAGCAGUCUUUGGUUCAGGGUCUGUACAGCUAUCACCAUUACAUGCAGGACCGCUUUGAUGACAACAUGUGGGGCUGUGCCUAUAGAUCACUACAAACCCUGGUCUCUUGGUUCCGAUUUCAAGGUUACACAGAUAAACCCAUUCCAACACACAGAGAGAUACAGCAGGCCCUAGUGGAUGUGGGAGAUAAGGAGCCAAAGUUUGUGGGAUCUCGACAAUGGAUUGGUUCUAUGGAGGUCAGCUACUGUCUGGACCACUUAAUUGGGAUUACUUCUCGCAUCGUCUUUGUUAGUGAGGGGAGUGAUUUAGUAACUAAGGGGAGAGAACUGGCACAGCACUUCCAAGUUCAGGGAACUCCUAUAAUGAUAGGAGGAGGAGUUCUGGCUCACACAAUUUUAGGGGUAGACUUUAAUGAGGUCACGGGGGAUGUCAAAUUCCUGAUACUGGACCCGCACUACACUGGAGCAGAGGAAUUAAAAGUCAUUUUAGACAAGGGCUGGUGUGGUUGGAAAGGAAUGGAUUUUUGGGACAAGACAGCUCAUUAUAACAUGUGUCUACCUCAAAGGCCCAAGGUUAUCUAAAACAAUGAAAAAUAUAAAACAGGUACUGUAAAAAAAAAACAAAGUGACAAAGCCCAACACAGACCAUAGUUUUUAAUGGAAAGGAACAAAGAGCUAGAAGGCAGUUUACAUAUUGUGUACCAGUAUUACAUAGUAUUAGAACUUCUACCAUUGUGUGGUUUUACUUCUGUGUUUACCAAACCAAAAAGGUUGGAUUUUCACUUGAAAAUUACAGGGGAAAAUGCUCAGCAAUUUCAACUGGAUUGGAAGCAGUGAAUGGAAAAAGUUGUACUGACACGUGAAAUGUUUAUUAAACUUGAAAUAAUAUAAUGGUGCAAUGAUUUUAAUUUAUUAUUUUAGAAAAAUCAACAAUGAAAAAAGGACUGUGAGCAACUAAGAUCAGAUAUUAUAUCAGUAUUUGUUUACAAAGGUUAUAAACCUAAAGGGUACAAUUAAUAAAAUGUCACAGAUGUGUA